CCUUGGCGGGAAUGGCGGCGCUCGCGCUGCGCCUUAUUCGCCUCACCUCAGGGACUCUUUGGAGACUAGUUUGUGAGGGAACCUGUCGCUUCCAACGCAUUUUCAGAACUUCUGCUUUUAGAGAGUCUGCUGACCUAUAGAUAUAUUUGGCUAGGAAUGAUGGCUGCCAUUGUUCAAUAUAGUCGAAGAUCACCAACUUUGUAAAGCCAGAAAGAAUGGGAAUGAGAAGUUUCGAUUACCUGAAAAAUGAUGGAGAAGACCACAAAAAGUACAAGGGGUGAAAAAGAACUGAAUUAGAUUCAAAUCCUCAAGAAUGGUGUGUGUGAUGCCAUAAAUGAAUAUGAGAUCUGGAUGGAGUGUAAGACGUGUACCCAUUGAAAACAAUGGCUCUCCCCCUGAAAAGAAAAGAAAAAACAAAACAAAAAUGAGAAUAUCUAGCUCCAGAGAGGUUUCUCUGCUAGAAUGAGACAGAAGGCCAAAGCUUCACAGGGACCACAGACCUGCCAGGAGGCUGAGCAGGGCGCGCUCUGCAUGCACCGGGUUCCCCUCCGCCCACCCGCCGGCCACCACGGCCCUUGCCUCUCCCCCCACCAGUCAUGGUGGGUCACUUGCAGCUGCAAGGCAUGGAAGACAGCCUCAAGGAGAAGAACCGGGAAGGUCUGCUCGAUAGCCCAGAUUCAGGGCUGCCCCCCAGCCCCAGCCCACCCUUCUACUCGCUGUCUCCAAGCCUCCUUGAGAACAGAGCUGGCAGCAGCAGUUCCUCUUCUACAGAUAUCCAGGCCCAUGGACCCAGGAAGGAUGGCAAGGAAGGCAAACUGAUCCCGUUCGUUCUUUUGAAUGCCUCAACAUCAGAUAUAAGGCCACGGAUGUACCCUGUGUUUUUUGGUGAAAGCAUAGAGGUCAACCCCGAACCAGUGCAAGAAAUAAGGUGCAACUCUGAAGUAAAAUAUGGCUCGGAAAGGCAUUACAGGGAUGAUGUCUUCUAUUGCCCAAUGCCCACGGUCACCACCUACCGGGAGACUGUCAUUGCUGCUCCCAACUGCACAUGGCGAAAUUACAAGUCUCAGCUGAUCUUCGAGCCCCGCCAAAAGCCGCUGAGGUUCCAGAGCACAACAAUCAUCUUCCCCAAACAUGCCAAGAACAUUUACCGGACCACACUCAACUACAGACUGGGAUCUGCCAAAAGGUGGUUUGCCUCAAGUGUUCAGCUGCAGCUCUGCGAAGAGAACAGCCCAUGCAUUGUCUACACAGAGAACCUUUAAUAUAAUAGCUUGCCUACUGAGAAUUUUUUCCCCACCAACAUCAAUGUAAGGCUAAGAUCCACACUGGAGGAAGAUACCUUGUAAGACUUCCCUGCCUUUACCUGAGGGCAUCCAUUAAGUGGCACCAGGGUUCUUAAUUCUCCCCGCCAUACAGUGUUGCAUCUAUACAACCCAAGUAUUUUCCCUGCCCAAGAAGCAGCCAAAGGAGAUAUUCAGAUGUGUCAAGUUUCUAAAACUGAAUUUUGGUACCUUUCAGGAAAGGAUUUAGGCUGCACUUAAAUGAAACCUGAACAGGAAGACCCUUCAGUUAUGUAUUUGCCAUUGAAGAACAGUCAGUGCUGCUUUUAAUGGGUUGGGGAAGGGCUUUUUGUAGCAUGUAGGGUGCUGUUGCCAGGUAUUUGUAGAAGACAGUUAGAUCAAAGAAAACGAUCUACUGUUCGGAAUUGAGUUUGCAAAGACAUGAGGUAGCUUGUGGCAGGUCAAAGCCACGGGAAACAUUCAUUUUAUCUUGCCAAUAUGACUAGAAGCCUAGCACAAUGGUCAUGAUGCCAUAGUUCUGAUCCAUAUACAAGGAGAAUGAAAAGGCAAAUGGCAGCUUUCUUUUUGCUGGUGGUGCAGAAUUCCCAAAGCACUUUGCAGGGACCAUUUUCAAAGCCGAGUGUUUAUCCCUUAGCCGAUAACUGCGUUUAUAAUGGAAGCCAAGAAGAAGAUCCUUUUGGCAGUGUCCACCUUCUAAGGUAGAUACACCAUUCCCCAGGUUUAGUUUAAUGUGUUGAGAAAGAAUGUACAUAUGAACUCAUUCCUAUCAGAGGCUGAUUUUUUUUACAAUUAUCUAAAAAUAAUUGCUUUAAAAAACAGUAACAAUAACAACAAUGUCUUGGGACCAAAGGCCUUUACUAUAGAAGGGCCAAGAGUUCCCAAAUAAGGAGCCUGGCUCCAUUGGGGUUAUCAGAUGGAAAAUGCAUUUGUUUGGAUUUGGAGGAUCACAAAUGAAGACCCCAUCUACACUGCCAUAUACAAUCCAGAUUAUCUGCUUUGAACUAGGUUAUAUGGCAGUGUAGAUUCAUAUAAUCAAGUUCAAACAGGUAAUGUGGAUUAUCUUAUUUGAUAAUCUGGAUGAUAUGGCAGUGUAGACUGGCCGUAGUCAAGAUGAAAUGGAUGGUUCUGGAAGUGGGUUUUUGAAGACAGAAUGAAGGGAAGCUGCCCAAGUUAGCACAAUUCUGCUUGCAAUACUCAACAGUGAUUUAGUCAAUGUUAACUGCUUUUAAAAAUUCAUUAUUUUAAAUAGUGAAAGGAAUAGAAUGAAACCAAGUUGUAUAUCUAAUGUGAAACAAUCAUUUGAUUUUCAUUAUGCUGCUUAAAAAUAUUGCUCUUUUCAGUAGAGCGCAACAUGCCCAUGGCUGUGUUCACAUACAAUGGUAAAGCAGGAUUCUGGAGAAUCCAGCUUUCUUGCUUCAAAUUGGCGACUAACCAACUUAGUUCAUUGCUCCCUGGAUUGUUGUGUCUCUGGCAAACCAGAAGUUAAAACAAGAGUUUGGUUUUGGUUUAUACUUUUUGAGUUGUUUGUGACCAACAGGCUACAAACCUCAAUUUGGAAAAGGCAUUAAUAGGUGUGUAGCUGCUCCCAGUGGUAGGAGUGCUUAAGAAGACGUAAAUGGAUGGCAUGCAAGAGUACGAAACUUAUUCUUGGUAAACCGGAAUUCUCCUUUACUCUUACUCUCAUGUGCCAAACAUAGCCUUAGCGGUCUGCUGCACAUGCAAUUCCCAACCACGGUCAACAAACUAGAUAUAUUGUUAUUCCCAAAAUCAUGUAUCUGCUAAUAGAAAGAGCAAUGCAAAUUAAUGGAGGAGGAAUCAUAUUCCAUGAGUUAAAAUUAAACCCUCUCUAGUCUGUCACAUUUACACAAUCUGGGCCAUUCUGGCCUCUUUUUCCUGCCUUUAAGGCUGUAAAUAGAAGUGACAGGUAUGCCUCAGUUUUUCAUAUUUGGAGAACUACUGUUGUCACAGAACCUUGUUCAGCGAUGAGGAGUGUAGUCUGGGCCUUCCUUUGUUUUCAUGGGAGAGAGUACAUUUCUGUCAAAUGUAAGAAGUGGUACAUUCUGCAUGGAUUCAGGAUAAAGAUGCCUUCGUUUUUGGUUCUGUGUCAAGAAUACUUCAGAAAUGUGAGGCAUGGGGGGGUGGUAAGUGAAAAGACAUGAUAUGGAAGCUCUUCACCCAUUCAGAAAAAAACCCAAAACCAAUUGCCAUUUGAUUCCUAUUGACUGAAGUCGGUAUGGCAAAACUCACAACAUCACAAACAUAAUAGCCAGCACUUACUUUAUAUGUUGCCAGACUCAGAAGGGUUGCAAAUUUAAAAAGUGAAGCUUUAUAUACCAUAGAAGACAUGAAUGCUAGCAGUAGGAUUGUACGAUUGCUUUUCUGUACUAUUUUAUAUGUAGGUUUGCCAAUAGCUAAAUGAACCAGUUUUUCAGAGAGCUUUUUGUACAUUUAAGGGAACUAUUUUUUUAAAAAUGGGAUGUUUUUAAGUAACAGAUGUUUAUAUAUUUAUUUUCUUCGUUCGAAGAUUGCUUGCUGUUCAGUCUGUGCAAAAUCUGCAUGGCCUUUAACAACAGGGACGCAAGAAGCGCACAUCUUGCCUGUCGUAGCUCUGUGUUAAAUCUCUCUUAACUGUGAUUUGGUAAAUGGCUAUUUUUCACAAAUGGAAAGGAGGAACUGUUACCAAAACCAACUGCAGUCCACAAAAAGCUGGAGCUAAUGUAUGAAACUGCUUUAUUUAUUGGACUACCUUACUAGUUUCUAAGGUUGCUGACCCAGCAAUAGCUCCCGGUUUGGCUUUCUCCAGCCUGAGAUCCAAUGGGUUCAGUCCAAUGGUGCCUUUCUGCUCACUCCUUGUAAAAGAAAGUUGUGCGAGAGAAGUGACUCUAUCCUUGAUCUCGAAGGGCAACUUUUUGCACAAGGAAAAACAAGAGAAUUGCUGCCGAUGGCACCCACCUAUUAGCGCUGGGAGAAUGCUUAAGCGUUUAUAGAAGCAACAGCAAUGGCUGUUUUUCCUUUCAAAAAAUUACCCUUCCCACUGGUUUUGGAAAUGAAUAUUUAUAACAGGGAGAUGGAAUGGCUGGGGUUGGGAUGGGGAUGGAGGGCAUUGUUUCCAUCACUCUUUUGUGAAGUGAAAAGUUGCGGAGAAGAUUUCAGGGAGGGUUUCGUUCAUCUCUUCCUUUUGUGUGUGCUAAUUUGUAUUCCUUGAAAAUAAGUGCAGUAAUGUCUAUAAACUGUAGAGUCCGUGAGAAGAAAGGCAUGAGUUAUUUGCUGUUUAAGAUAGAAGUCUUAGUCUUAGGCGAUCCCUCCUUGUCCAAGUAUGAUGGCCUUCCAAGUGUAGUGUCUUGGCAGUGGAUACGUAGGUGGUUGUGGAGCUCUAUUCUUGAUCCGCAGGUUCUUCCACAGUGAGGACAUCAGUUUCCAGGUGGCAGGCGGUCCUGGUCAUGUUAAGACAGUUAAGACAGAAGAGACUGCAUGUGGAAAUAGCAAAGACAGUCUUGGAGGAAAGAGAAAGUAUUGAUACGAAAUGAAGGCGGAAAAGGGCAUCUUUAGCACUGAAAUGUAAGUACAGACAUGGGGAGUUCUGAAUGUGAUAUUUGGUGUAAUUGUUUUAUGAACAUCUCCAAAAGAUAUCUUGUGGCAAUGGGAACAGUCCCUUCUAUUUAAUAGGAUGGCAGAUGUUGCUAGCCUUGGAUAGCAAGAACUGAGGGCACAUCAACACAAAAAUAGACUCAGGGCCCUUCUACGCUGCCAUAUAAUCCAAAAUAUCAAGACCGACAAUCCACAUUAUCUGCUUUGAACUGGAUUAUCUGAUUCUACACUGCCAUAUUAUCCAGUUCAAAGCAAAUAACCUGGAUUUUAUACGGCAGUAUAGAAGGGGCCUCAAAUAAAGAUGCCAAAGCAGAUUUGAUCCCAGAGCAGUGCAAACCUUUGACAAAACGACAUAUUUGCCCAGUCCCUUUGGAUUGCACAUCAUCACACCAUUUAAGGUUGGGAAUAUCAGGCAACAAGGCCAUUUACAAGUUGUUUUAAACGCCUUUGUCUCUUCAGUUAUUUUUCAUUCUCAGAUCCAAUAAUUCUGUUCUUUAGAAGAUUUAAAUUAAAGUGGCUUGUCCAUUCUCGGUAACUACAUGUUUAGAGGAUUUAAAUUAAAGUGGUAGAAUGCAUUCGGCAUAGAGGUAUUAUCUACCUGUAGAAUAAAGGACGUUUUCCUGUUUAAAUUAGUGAAUGCAACUUUGAGUUAUAUGCAAAGUUUAAGAAAAAUCCCUGGGCAGUCACAUUUAUUCAAUAUGCACAACUCCAAUUUUCCAAACAGGCCUGCCUGGUAAAUAUGUUAAACUUUCCAUGAACCUGGUUUAAAUGAGACACUAGAUGCUGUAUGCUUCAGGUUUACUUAAACACUUCUUGGAGAUGCAAAGGGCUUUUGAGUAAAUUCAUUACCAUUUUUAAAAGAGUUGAUUCAAUGUAACUCCAAGCCAUGGUUGGCACAAACCUUGAUUUCGAUCUUUGGGGCAUUACUUCAAAACAUGGUUUGUAUAGGUUUCUCCUUUCCUCAGAUUCCCCAGGCAAUAUCUGAAACAGCAGCAUCUUCAGGCGGUGCAGUUUUCUAAACUAUGAUUUGUUGGUUCAUAUUUUGGACACAAACCCGGAUUUGCCAAAAUCAUGUUUGUAAACCAGCUUCAGGUUGCCAUUUCGGAUCCUUGUUUGGCAGUUGCUUGCAAACCGCAUCACCGUUUUCGCAGAUCAGUGGCGAAUGAUCUUACAAUGUUGGGCUCUUUUCUAUUUGUCUUCGCAAAUGCUACCGGGAUCUGUGGGAAGCCAAACUUAAUUUCCAGUGUGUUGAAGCAAGCAGUGGAAGCGUAUUCUGUGGUCAGAGAGAAAAACAGGAAAUCGCUAAUGGUUCUUUGGACAUGGAUGUGUAAUUUUUUAUAGCUCUGCUCUUUCUAUGUGCUUAUAAAAGUAUUUCUGCUGUUUUAUAUGUUGUAGUAAGGUAUUUUGCAGUGCCUUUUUUAUUUUUUUAUAUAUAUAAAAUAUGCAUAUCCCCAUUCCCUCUUCAAUAAUGCCUUUCUGUUCAACGAAUAGAAAAUAAUUUAAGGGCUUUUUAAUGCUAAGACAACGUAUAUAUCUUAAUAAAGUGACGGAAUGUGC
Messenger RNA from Anolis carolinensis (green anole), 6446 nucleotides. It is a transcript of the gene rflna, whose product is annotated as refilin A. NCBI's taxonomy places the organism in Eukaryota, Metazoa, Chordata, Lepidosauria, Squamata, Anolidae. Gene Ontology annotation, biological process: skeletal system morphogenesis; actin filament bundle organization; negative regulation of bone mineralization involved in bone maturation. Gene Ontology annotation, molecular function: filamin binding. Gene Ontology annotation, cellular component: actin filament bundle. The record is from RefSeq and is a predicted model, not a curated record. The coding region runs from base 597 to 1262 and encodes 221 amino acids. The transcript has 8 exons.